AUGAUUUUUACACACAUUUCUCAUGUACUACUCUUGUACAUUGUAUUCUUUCAUUCAACCGAGCACGUUGAAUCAUUCACACCUUCACCUAGAUAUUCUGCCAGUUCUAUAUUAGUCAAUUCUAAACUUUAUUUCUUUGGUGGUUUGGGUAAAAAUUCUGAUGGAAGUGAAGGAUGUCAAAAUAGUGUAUUUUAUUUAGAUAUUUCAUCAUCAUUUAGUACAUCGGAUAGCAUUCCAUGGACUGAUCUUACAUCAAUUGCAGCCCCUCCAGUGGCAACUUGCUGGCAAGUUAGCGCAGUUGAUAGUUCAAACAAUUCCAUAUAUAUGUUUGGAGGUUUAAUGACUAAUAGUAGUGAUCAAGUCAAUACUUUCGUAUACACGUUUGAUACAAAACUUCAACAAUGGAGUAACCCAACGAUCUCGGGAGCUGUUCCACUUGUACGAAUGGAAUUUCAAAUUGCACAAGAUAGUUCUAGAGUUUAUAUGUUUGGUGGAUUAUCAGGACCUUCGAUAGGAUCUCAAAAUACUAGAUGGUUCAGAGAUAUGAAUAUUUUUGAUAUAAAGAGUUUGUCUUGGUUAAUAGUUGCAACUUCUGGCCUUGACCUUCCUCUACCUCAAGCUGAUUUUACUGCUACGAUGCUGAGUAAUGGAACGAUAGGUAAAAGUCUUUUCAAAAAACAAGCCACUACUUCUUCUGGAUCGGGAAUAAGUUACAGACAAAUGGAUAAGACCGCAAGUGGAACUAUACCAGGAGUCCGUACAGGUCAUUCCGCAGUACUAGCAAUGGACGGUAGAAUCAUUGUUUAUGGUGGUAAAGAAAAUGAAGAAUUACUUUCUCCUGCCAAUCCUGAUCUUGCUAUUUUAGAUACUGAAAGUAAUAUUACGCAGCAACCCACUGUGGCACCUGGUCCAUCGUCCAACGUAUACCUUCUUGAUAUUAUUAAACUUGUUGUCGAUGGUAGAAUUGAAUAUGUGGGUGUAGAAUCCGUAAAUUGGUUGGUAGUAGAAGUAGGAUUUAAU
This is a messenger RNA of Dentiscutata heterogama, 1020 nucleotides long. The record is from the annotation of a GenBank genome assembly. Lineage: Eukaryota; Fungi; Glomeromycota; Glomeromycetes; Diversisporales; Gigasporaceae.